Molecule: messenger RNA, 597 nt
Organism: Stegodyphus dumicola
Lineage: Eukaryota; Metazoa; Arthropoda; Arachnida; Araneae; Eresidae
Source: RefSeq, a predicted model, not a curated record
UUACACAUCAAUGGAAAGGUCGACUGCGCUCUCAAAAAUUCAGUCUUCCAAGAUGAAGCGAUUGCUAUUGCAAAAGCCUUGCGCUACCUAAUAUUUUACAGUAUUAAAAAAGCUGUUAUAAAAACAAGCAAUCUAUCGUCGUUGUAUGCUUUGGGUAAUCCUGACCAUCCAUCUCCCAUCAUCCAAAACAUUCAGCGUGAUCUAAGACAGCACUUCCCCCAUCAGCUUGAGCGGAUCAAAGCUCAUGCUGGGCAUUACGGAAACGAAACUGCAGACAGUCUAGCCAAAGAGGCAGCUUCAGGCAAUGCAGAUACUGAAGUCAAUAUCCCAUGGCCUAUUUCUUAUCUAAAGAAAUGCCUGAGAUUGAAGGCCAUUGGACGAUGGCAAGAGGAAUGGGACCAGGGCUCAACCGGUCGACGCACGCAGUAUCACAUAGCGUAUGUGGACACUGACCGUAUCAUUUACAACCCUCAGCUCGUUCGAUUUAUCACUGGCCAUUAUCCAUUUCCGCAAUAUUUCUCAAAACACGGACUCAGCCAUACUGAGUUCUGCUGCUGCGGAGAUAUUGGGUCCCCAGAGCAUUACCUGACCACUUGA